Messenger RNA from Notechis scutatus (mainland tiger snake), 763 nucleotides. NCBI's taxonomy places the organism in Eukaryota, Metazoa, Chordata, Lepidosauria, Squamata, Elapidae. The record is from RefSeq and is a predicted model, not a curated record.
AUCCUGCUCUUCUACUUGGUCUUCUACGGCUUCCUGACUGCCCUCUUCACUCUCACCAUGUGGGUUAUGUUGCAAACCGUGGAUCCCUUCAUCCCCAAGUAUCAGGACCGUCUCUCCAUCCCAGGCAUGAUGAUCCGUCCCCAAACAGAAAGCCUGGAAAUUACUUACAACUUAAGCAAAACGGAGUCUUGGGACAGCUACGUGAAAAUGCUCAAUACCUUUCUGGAAGCCUACAAUGAUUCUCGGCAAGUGGCCAUGAACGAAUUCUGCCAGCCUGGCCGUUACAACGAACAACCGGACAACGGAGUGUUGAACUACCCCAAGAGGGCCUGCCAGUUCAACCGCACGAUGUUGAGAGACUGUUCGGGACUCAACGACUCGACUUAUGGCUACCAGGAGGGACAGCCCUGCAUCUUGGUCAAAAUGAACCGGAUCAUCAACUUCUACGCAGGGGGCAACCUGCCCAUGAACAUCUCCUGCGCGGCCAAGAAAGAGGAAGACGUGCAGAAGCUGGGAGAAUUGGCCAUGUUCCCUGCUAACGGGAACAUCGAUCUCAUGUACUUCCCGUAUUAUGGAAAGAAGGUUCACGUCAACUACACCCAGCCCGUGGUGGCCAUCAAAUUCCUCAACCUGACCUUCAACCAAGACCACAAUGUAGAGUGCAAGAUGAACGCUGUCAACAUUGCCGCCAAUGAUGAGAGAGACAAAUUCGCUGGCCGGGUGGCUUUUAAAAUCCGCGUCAACAAAGAGUGAAGCUGUCAAC